Messenger RNA from Vespula vulgaris, 3317 nucleotides. RefSeq names its product sorting nexin-2 (gene Snx1). Gene Ontology annotation, cellular component: endosome; endosome membrane. The record is from RefSeq and is a predicted model, not a curated record. The transcript has 7 exons. Lineage: Eukaryota; Metazoa; Arthropoda; Insecta; Hymenoptera; Vespidae. Gene Ontology annotation, biological process: early endosome to Golgi transport. Gene Ontology annotation, molecular function: phosphatidylinositol binding. The coding region runs from base 130 to 1665 and encodes 511 amino acids.
GUUUACGCUAAAAGUACCGCUCUCUGGAAGUUGAUAACGGUAGGUUCUAGUUUAUUUGACGUCGGUAGUAAUCAUUCGAGGGGCCGAUCCCUAUACAUCUUGACAUCGUAGAUUGACAGAACCGCUAAGAUGGCUGAUAUUAAAGACACUCCACCUUUAUUUGAUACUAAUGAAACAAAAAGCGAUGAUUUGGAGGAUGAUGACGACGAUGUUUUUGCCUCCGCAGUACAGGAUCAAAGUCAAUUGGAAGAUUCACCCCCUUACAAUGGUGUAUCUACGUUACAAGCGGAGUUACCCAAAUUGACGUUAAGAGACGCAAUGGAAGAAAAUUCAUUUUCUUCUGUAUCAAGUCCACCACCUGGUCCAUUAAGUCCACCAUUAGGUCCUAUAAGCAGUGAUAUUGGAGAUUUGCAUGAUGUUCCCAUAAAUGACAAUGCAGAUACGCUGUCAACAAAUGUUAUCAAAUCUCAAUCAUUCGAAGAGGUAUCAGGUGAUACAGCUGAUGUUUUUCUCAAAAUCACAGUCACUUCACCUCAAAAAAUAGGCGAUGGCAUGGGUGCUUACAUGGCCUAUAAAGUUGAAACUAGAACUAACAUGCCAAUAUUUAGAAAACGCAAUUUUAGUGUAACUAGAAGAUUCAGUGAUUUUCUUGGUCUUCAUGAUAAAUUAACUGAUAAAUAUCUUAGAAACGGUAGAAUUAUUCCACCAGCACCAGAAAAAAGUGUUAUUGGUACAACAAAAAUAAAAAUGUCUGGUGACAAAAACCAAGAACAAAACUCAAGUUCUACAGAGUUCAUUGAACGUCGUAGAGCUGCUCUUGAAAGAUAUUUAAAUAGAACUGCUGCACAUCCGGUUCUGAGUGUGGAUCCUGAUUUUAGAGAAUUCUUAGAAGCUGAUAUGGAAUUACCUAAAGCAACGAAUACAUCUGCUUUGAGUGGUGCUGGAGUAAUGAGACUCUUUAAUAAAGUUGGAGAAACUGUUAAUAAGAUAACAUAUAAAAUGGAUGAAAGUGAUACGUGGUUUGAAGAAAAAACUUCACAAAUUGAAUCUCUUGAUACUCAAUUACGUGCUUUACACUCUGCUGUUGAUACCUUAACUAAUCAAAGGAGGGAACUUGCAAAUUGUACAGGGGGAACAGCAAGAUCAAUUGCAGUUCUUGGUCAUGGAGAACCAGGAGCUUCUCUUGGUAGAGCAUUAGCACAAUUAGCUGAAACACUGGAGAAAGUGGAAGUAAUAAGAAGAGCGCAAAGCAAUAGCGACCUUUAUCAAUUUGGAGAAAUGUUAAGAGAUUAUGUUGCACUUAUUGGUGCUAUUAAGGAUGUUUUUCACGAACGUGUUAAAGUUUUUCAAAAUUGGCAGCAUGCUCAAAUGAUGUUAAAUAAAAAACGGGAACAAAAGGCUAGAUUAGAACAAUCUGGUAGAACUGAUAAAACAAGUCAAGCUGCUACCGAAGUUGUUGAAUGGGAGGCUAAAGUAGAAAGAGGUCAAGAAGAAUUUGAUAAUAUUUCAAAGAUGAUAAAAAAAGAAGUUGAACGUUUCGAGUUGGUCAGAGUGGAAGACUUUAAAAAACAAUUAAUUGAAUAUCUUGAAGCUAUGUUGCAACAUCAAAACCAAUUGAUCAAAUAUUGGGAAAGUUUUCUACCUGAGGCACGAGCAGUCGCAUGAACAUUCCUCAAUUAACAAUAUAUAAUACUUUUUUUAUUAUGUAUAGAUAUAUGAAAACUUUAUGAUGAAUAAGAUUUGUUUGCCUUACCUAACUAUUUGCAUUUGUAUAUAAAAAGAAAGAAAAGAAAAAGAAAAACCAAUUAUCGACUGAUUAGAAAAACACUUUAGCGAGAGAUAGUUAAAGAUUGAAGUAGAGAAUGCAGGAAGUGUAGGUGAUGAAAAAAAAUUUAAGCAAUGUUCGCUGCAAAAACUUUUGUUGUAAGGACACAUAAAAUAUAUAUGUGUGUGUGUAUAUAUAUAUAUGUAUGUACGUAUGUAUAUAUAUAUAUCCAUUUACAUAUAAAAAUUAAUGAUUCCUAUAAAAUGAGACAUUUUGUAAAAAUAAAAUUGUAAACUUUAAACUUGUAUUCAUGAUUUAAAUUGUUAGAUAUUAGAUAUAAUAUAAUCUUUGUCAUUUAAUAUAAUCAUUUGUACUUAUAAGUAAUCACAUACAUUUAGAAAAAAGUGUGCGACUGUAAUUUACAGCAUAGCAUUAAUAUACUAAUGAUAUUUUUAUAUCCACUAGUAUAAAAAAUCGUAUAUAAAAGUUUUUAUUUUUAAUUGUUUUUGAAUCAAAUUAUCCGCGUAUUUUGCAAAAAUUGAUUAUUGCUUAAAUUACACGAAAGUCGGAAAAAAAAGUCCGAAUUAAUUAUAUAUUAUAUAAAAUAAUGAUACACACGCAUAUAAAAAGGUUUCAUGUUAAUUUUCUUAGUAAGCACAUUAAUAAAACAACUUCCUUUUUUUACAUAGUUUCUAUAAAUAGAACUUGACUCUUGUGUGAAUAAUAAUUGCAAUCGGUUUUUUCCUUCUCCCGCAUAAAUAAUGUCCGCAAUAUCAAUAUAUAAUGAUAAAAAAAUUAUUCGAGGAAAGAAGAAACAAAUGUUAAAAAGAAAGAAAGAAAAAAAAAAUAAAUAAAAAAUUCAAUUUAAAAAAAUGUAUAACUGAAAUUAACAAUAAUUCUUAUCAAAAUGAAGGAGAUAAAAUAACAAAUAUUUUUUUAUUUAUUUUCGACAUUGAUCGUAUUAUGUUAAAAUACUUUAUUUUAUUGUUUGUAAUCGAUGAUAUAUUGUAUAAAAUUAAUUCUUUUUUUUCUCUCUUUUUUUUUUUUUUUAACUAACUAUAAUGGAAACUGUUCCUAACAUUCUUUUGUCAUGACAAAAAAAGAAAGAAAAAAAAAAAAGAGAGAAAAGAUAAAAAGUGAGAAUAUAUGUAACAUCUCUGAAGUUGGCAAACCUGUUGUAGAUUGUUGGUGAUUGUUGAUCGUAUAUAAUCACACAAAUGUAUUGACCAUUUUAUGCGCGUGUCGUUUAGGAUAGCAGUGAUGUAAAUUAAACUAGGUUAUCAAUUGUUGAUGAUAAUUGGUAAAAUUUGCUAAUGAAUUUCAUCCUCGCUAACGUUGAGCAUCUUGCAUACGUGGCAGACUAUACCACCAAUCAGCAAACACGGGAUUUCGAUAGGCGUGGCUUUGAAACACGUAUGCUUGUCUCUAUGUUCAGUCGCCAUAAUUCUUAAGAAGUCGUUGCGUGUGAAUUGUAGUGGUUCUUUGAAAAAGAGUGGAUUACGUUGUAUAUCUUGCAUUACUUUAAUCAUAUUCAUUUAUUUUAAAUAAUUGG